This is a messenger RNA of Plectropomus leopardus (leopard coralgrouper), 1548 nucleotides long. Lineage: Eukaryota; Metazoa; Chordata; Actinopteri; Perciformes; Serranidae. The record is from RefSeq and is a predicted model, not a curated record.
AUGGUUAAUGAUUGUUUGUGGGUUUCCUUUAAACAGCUCUCUGUCUGUGUUUCAGCUUUACCCUCAGAUGUACGAAAAGGGAUUGUUGUUAAAAAAGAGGACAAGGAGGACCCAGAGCCCCCACACAUUAAAGAGGAGCAAGAGGACCCAGAGCACCCACACAUUAAAGAAGAGCAGGAGGACCCAGAGCCCCCACACAUUAAAGAGGACCAAGAGGACCCAGAGCCCUCAUACAUUAAAGAGGAGCAGGAGGACCCAGAGCCCCCACACAUUAAAGAGGAGCAGGAGGAGCUGUGGAGCAGUCAGGAGGGAGAGCAGCUUCAAGGUCUGGAGGAGGCUGAUAUCACCAAGUUCCCAUUCACUCCUGUCCCUGUGAAGAGUGAAGAUGAUGAAGAGAAACCUCAGUCCUCACAGCUUCAUCAAAGACUAACUGAACAGAUGGAAACAGAAGCUGAUGGAGAGGACUGUGGAGGACCAGAACCAGACAGGAACUCACAUCCAGAUACACAUUUACAACCAGUUAGCAAAGAUGGGACUGGAGAGUUUUCAGUUGCUGAGAUUGAAGUCAGUAUUGAUGAUUGGAAGGAGACCAGAGAACCACGGUCAGGUUUAAACUCUUUGAAAAACAAUGGAGUUCCUGUCAGGGAGAAACUAUUUAGUUGCUCAGUGUGUGACAGAAGAUUUUUGUUCCGGUCAGAUCUGAAGAGACACAUGAAAAUUCAUACAGGAGAGAAGCCAUAUAGUUGCUCAGUGUGUGGUAAAGCGUUCCGUGAAAGUGGAACACUGAAGCAACAUAUGAAAACUCAUACCAGGGAGAAUCAUUUUAACUGCUCUGUGUGUGAUAAAAAAUUCUCAUGCAAGGCAAAUAUGUCAAGGCACAUGACAACUCACACAGGAGAGAAGCCAUUCAGCUGCAGUGUUUGUAACAAAAGAUUUACCUGGCGUUUACAGCUCAAAAAACAUAAAUGUGUUGGUCAUCAGACCUCACAGCUUCAUCAAAGACAAAUGGAACAGAUGGAAGCUGAUGGAGAGGACUGUGGAGGACCAGAACCAGACAGGAACUCACAUCCAGAUACACAUUUACAACCAGAAGCUGAGGACAAGACUGGAGACUCUUCUGAACCUGAGAUUGAUGACAGUGAUGAUUGUAAGGAGACAAGAGAACCUCAGUCAGGCUUAAACUUUCUGAAAAAUGAUCACGUCAGUGAGAAACCGUUUAGCUGCUCAGAGUGUACAAAAGGAUUUAGCAGCAAGGGAAAUCUGAAGGAACACAUGAGAAUUCAUACAGGAGAAAAACCAUUCAGUUGCUCAGUGUGUGAUAAGAGAUUUUUGUGCAAGGCAUAUCUGAUAAGACACUUGAGAUCUCAUGCAGGAGAGAAACCUUUCAGCUGCUCAGUCUGUAAGAAAUCUUUUACACACAGAGGAAAUUUAGAGAUUCACAUGGCAGUCCACACAGGAGAGAAACUGUUCAGCUGCAGUGUUUGUAACAAAAAAUUUGCCUGGCGCUGUCAGAUCAAAAGACAUAAAUGUGUCCAUAGUCAGUCCUCA